Microplitis demolitor is the source of this 2494-nucleotide messenger RNA. RefSeq names its product snake venom 5'-nucleotidase. Gene Ontology annotation, biological process: AMP catabolic process. Gene Ontology annotation, cellular component: plasma membrane. The coding region runs from base 329 to 2167 and encodes 612 amino acids. The transcript is spliced from 9 exons. Gene Ontology annotation, molecular function: metal ion binding; nucleotide binding; 5'-nucleotidase activity. The record is from RefSeq and is a predicted model, not a curated record. NCBI's taxonomy places the organism in Eukaryota, Metazoa, Arthropoda, Insecta, Hymenoptera, Braconidae.
ACAGUACCUUUUAUGUCUAAUAUCAGAUAUGUUAUUCUGAGUAAUAAAUUAACUUAUCAAAAAAUUACACUUCAUCUACAACGCUAAUUAAAUAAACGGAAUUAAUGACCUUUGAUUAACGAUAAGUUAAACUGUUUGUAAUGAGAUUUUAUAUUUGAUGGGGACAUAAAAAGCCUAAAAUACCUGAAAAAACAACAAAAAGAAAAGAUUUCAGUGAUAGCUCUAAUGUUAUUGAUAAAGUAUACUAAAAAAAUAAAUUAAGUAAACCAAUUCUUCAUAGUAAUUCAAUCGUUGCUGCUGAAUAGAAAAGUUCACUUGGGCUUAAAAAAUGAAUACCAUAAUUGGUAUCAUUAAAUUUAUUGUUAUAUUCAAUUUGUGCGGUAAAAUCCUAACAUUGAAGAGUAACGAUGAAUGGACACUCAAUAUUGUGCAUACAAAUGACAUGCAUUCCAGAUUCGACGAAACUUCUCCGCGAACAUCGCCACGCUGUCGCGAACAAGAUGUAAGAGAAAAUAAUUGUUAUGGUGGAUUUGCGCGACUUGCAGCUCUUAUAAAGAAAGCAAGAUCAUCAUCAACCCCGACACUGUUUCUUAAUGCUGGUGACACUUAUCAAGGUUCCGCAUGGUUCGCUAAAUAUAAAUGGGAAGUUGUUGCACAUUUUUUGACGCUCUUAAAACCUGAUGCCAUCUGUUUAGGAAACCAUGAGUUCGAUAAAUUUCCAGCGGGUCUGGUUCCGUUUGUCAAGAAUGUCUCAUUUCCUGUUUUAGCAAGCAAUUUAAAUUUGAAAGAUGAACCAGAGUUAGGAGAAGCAGGAAUUCAGAACUCUGUUAUUCUUGAUGUUGGGAACCACAAAGUUGGUAUUGUUGGCUUUGUAACACCGGAAACUAAGACAUCGUCUAUUGGUACUGGCAACGUUAUAUUCUUGGACGAAAUCGAAUCCGUAAGACGUGAAGUUAAAAAAUUAAAGCAAAUAGGAGUAAACAUAAUAAUAGGACUCGGUCAUUCGGGUUACGAACGUGAAAAACGUAUUGCGAAAGCUGUCGAAGACCUAGAUCUGAUUAUUGGUGGCCAUACCAAUACAUUUUUAUACAAUGGACCACAGCCAGACUUGGAAGCUAUUGAAGGCCCUUAUCCGACUAUAGUUACUCAGCGAAAUGGUCGUAAAGUUUAUGUCGUGCAAGCUGGUGGCCACACUAAAUACCUGGGGAACUUGUCUAUUGUGUUCGACGGAAGAGGUGAAAUCAAAAGUAUCCAGGGAAAUCCCAUUCUAUUGGACCAUAGCGUUGAAAAAGAUGAAGAAAUGCUUAAGGAACUCGAUGCGUGGCGCCCAGAGUUCAAUACUUCUGAGUUGGGCCAAACAAAAGUAUUUUUAGAUGGUGACACUAAAGUUUGCCGUAGUUCCGAAUGUGUUCUUGGUAAUCUUAUUACUGACGCUAUGGUUGAUUACAAUGCAAAUAGGAUCAAUUACGUUGAUAAAUGGACUGAUGCAGCAAUAGCUAUUUUGAGUGGAGGAACGAUUAGAAGUUCAAUCGAGUCAUUACCUGGAGAAAUGGUACUCUAUGGAGAUAUAAAACAAGUUAUACCGUUUUCUAACCAAGUUGAGAAAUUAAAUUUAACUGGAGCCCAGCUUUUUCAAGUAUUAGAAAAUAGCGUUCGUAAUUUAAAAUAUAAUGACACUAGUAAUUUAUCCGGAGGUUUCUUACAACUUUCAGGAAUAAAAGUAACCUAUGACUUGAAAAAGAAAUCAGGAUCAAAAGUAAGACGUAGUUCAGUAUUAGUACGUUGUGCUGAUUGUGUAAUACCUCGUUAUGAAAAAGUGGACAUGAAUAAAAUUUAUACAGUACUUGGUCCCGAUUUUCUAUUGUCAGGCGGUGACAAAUAUGAUUUAUUCAAAAAUAUAACAAAAUCAUCCUUGAAUAUUGACCUCGCAGACGUUAUAGCUGGCUACAUAAAAUCGAAAAGCCCUAUACAGACCGAAAUUAAUGGAAGAAUAAACUUCAAAGUAAACGAUCCAUUACUUGAUGAUUUGAACAACCUGAUUAACGAGAGUCGAAACGAUUUGGGAAAAAUGCAAAGACACUGGCAAAAUACGAAUUUUCAAAAUGGAAGAUCUGUAAACUCUAGACGGUCUAAUGUUCAGAGCCGAAUGAGAUCAUUCAGAUAUUAAGAUGGCCCAAAAAAACCGACUAUUUGAGUCUCUUUGAAAAUUUAUUGGUUUAUGAUGUUUUAAGAAGCCUCUUCAAAAAUCAGCUUGAUAAAAAAGUUUCAAGUCUCUUGAGGUCGCUCACGAAUUUUUAAAAUACAAAAAAUGAAUUUUUUUAUUUCAGUGUCACUUAUGUAUCAUCUUGCGUCUUAAUAAACGUUAUUUUCCUUGCCUCUUCUUUUACUGCUGUAAAUUGUGGUAGUGUUAUUAAUAAUUUGAGUAUGUUGUUAUUUUAAUGUGUGGUUUAUUAAUUAUACGUCAAUUUGAUAUAAUAAAGGAUUUUGAAAUCUA